UAUAGACUACCUGUGUACAGAAUCUUUCCAGUCUAGUCCGCGGCAUUUCUGACGAACAGGAACUACUUCACAAGAGUACCUCCGAAGAUACAAACAUGCCUUUCGUUCCAGUAGAAACACCAAAGUGUCCCGCGUGCGGAAAGUCGGUGUACGCCGCUGAGGAGCGCGUUGCUGGUGGCUACAAAUUCCAUAAAACUUGCUUCAAGUGCAGUAUGUGCAACAAGGCCUUGGACUCCACAAAUUGCACAGAGCACGAAAAGGAACUGUUCUGUAAAAACUGCCACGCACGUAAAUAUGGACCAAAGGGUUACGGUUUCGGUGGUGGCGCUGGUUGCCUAUCCAUGGACACCGGUGCUCAUUUAAACAGAGAAUUUAUCAUACCCAAAGUUCCAUCACAGGCUCCUGAUGGAAAAGGAUGUCCUAGGUGUGGUAUAUAUGUCUACGCAGCCGAACAAAUGCUGGCAAGAGGCAAGGGUUAUCAUCGAAGGUGCUUCAAGUGUGUACAAUGCAACAAAACGUUGGACUCAACCCUUCAUUGUGAUGGUCCGGAUAAGGACAUUUAUUGUCGAGGUUGUUACGCUCAAAAGUUUGGAGCAAGAGGAUAUGGACACCUUGGCAUAUCAUCGUUGGGUUUAAUGUCAGAUAUAAGGGAUUCGGAAAGGCAGAGCGAUAUGGCUCCAAAAAGCUCUCCAAUAAACGUCGAGCAAAUACAAGCCCCCAAAGGUGAGGGUUGUCCCAGAUGCGGGGGCGUUGUUUUUGCGGCUGAACAAGUUUUGUCCAAAGGUCGACCAUGGCAUAGAAAAUGUUUCAAAUGUCGUGAUUGUACCAAAACCCUUGACUCAAUAAUCGCUUGCGAUGGUCCGGACAAUGAAGUGUAUUGCAAAACCUGCUAUGGCAAAAAAUGGGGACCUCAUGGCUAUGGAUUUGCAUGCGGAUCUAGUUUUCUACAAACCGAUGGCAUAAACGAAGACAGUAUGACAGCAGAGCGACCUUUCGUGGAUCCCGACACCACAACAAUAAAAGCACCCGAAGGAGAAGGCUGUCCCCGAUGUGGUGGGGCAGUAUUCGCUGCCGAAUUGCAAUUGUCCAAAGGAAAGAUGUGGCAUCAGAAGUGCUUCAAUUGUGCAAAAUGUCAUCGUCCUUUGGACUCUGUACUGGCUUGUGAUGGACCAGAUGAUAAUGUUUACUGCAAGUUGUGUUACGCUAAACUCUUUGGCCCCAAAGGAUUUGGAUAUGGACACACGCCAACUUUGGUUUCCACCAAUCCAGAAUAUACGCCUACCAAUCUGAACUGUAAGAAUCCUUGUGGUCCUCGCUCUGUAAAUGGUUGUCCGAGAUGUGGAUUGGCUGUCUAUGCGGCCGAACAAAUGAAGAGCAAACUUAACGUUUGGCAUAAGAUUUGCUUCUAUUGUUCAGAGUGCCGCAGAUACUUGGAUUCGACCAAUUUGAAUGAUGGACCUGAUGGAAACAUAUAUUGUCGCUCCUGUUACGGUAGAAAUUAUGGUCCUAAAGGCGUUGGAUAUGGAAUUGGCGCUGGUACAUUAACUAUGGCUUAGGUAAAUGCCAAAUAUUUAAAAGUGCGUAGAAACAACUAAAAAACAUCUUUUUGUUGGGGCUUCUGUUUUGUGGUCAUAGAUUUUUUAAUUAAAAUCUUUUUGUUAUCCUAUAUAUAAUAAAUGAA
Molecule: messenger RNA, 1681 nt
Organism: Drosophila willistoni
Lineage: Eukaryota; Metazoa; Arthropoda; Insecta; Diptera; Drosophilidae
Gene: Mlp60A
Product: muscle LIM protein 1
Exons: 9
Coding region: 96-1556 (486 amino acids)
Biological process (GO): sarcomere organization; muscle tissue development
Cellular component (GO): Z disc; cytoplasm; nucleus
Molecular function (GO): structural constituent of muscle; actinin binding
Source: RefSeq, a predicted model, not a curated record